AAAAAAAUGCACAGUAAAACUUGCGUGACAUUGUGGAGAAAACAUUUGGACCUCAAUGCUGCACUUGACUGUCCCUCAAACUGUCCGUUUUGAUGUAUUUUAUUCGGCCCGCCGAGCCGCGCGGAAAUGCGUCCUGGAUCUCAUCUGGUCCGAUCGCCAAAACCAGCAAAUUUCUGCUGAUGCAGUGAUGUCUGGAAAUGUCAAGUGCUCGCGUAUUGCCCCUUAAUGUGUCUCCCCCUUCUGAAUUGCUGUGCAAGAUUUUUCUCCUGCGGUACACUGAACGCUGUUCACGCCACCGUGCCGCCGCGCGGCCACCGACGCUGCAGCUUUGCGUUUCUCUCUUUUCUCUCCUUUUUACCUCCGGCUUUCCUCUCCAGGUUCCCUUGAUUUUCAUCUCGUUAGAUCUCAUCUUGCUUCACCCGCCUACAGGAAUCUGAGGGCACUUUGUGGAGGGGACAGUUAGGUUGGCAAUGAGUAGAGUAAGGUUGUUUUUUGUUGUUGUAAAAGUAUAGGUGCAAUGUGAAGUUACCACAUGAGACCCACCGCUGCGCUGCUGUUGGAUGAUUUUACUCGAGGAAAGGACGCAUUCAAGACGAUUCAAGAUCAGCCCACGGGGCAGCAGUAACAACAGCAGCAGAUGCUUUGGAGAGCAGCAAUGGUCAAGUCAGCGAGAACCGCAGUGGAGCCGCACUGAGGCAAAGCAGCCAACCGCCCCCCUCCCGUAUCUGGGGGACGUCUCUGACAAAUUAAGGGGUGUGGGAAGCUGAGGAGUGGAAAAUUUGAACCUGAAUGCCUGCUCAGUCAGACUAACCGGGAUCCCGACUCAUCUCCUCCUCUUCUUUUCCCGUCCGCCUCUCCCUCCUCCCAAAAAUGACCGUGGUGGCAGGAGAUAACAUGGACGAGACGUCGGCUGUCCCCGGCCACCCUCAGGACGCCUACCCCCCAGACUCCAAUGACCAUGAAUGCUGCGAGAGGGUGGUCAUCAACAUCGCUGGGCUCCGGUUUGAGACACAGCUGAAAACGCUCUCCCAGUUCCCAGAGACGUUGCUGGGCAACCCCAAAAAGCGGAUGCGGUACUUUGACCCUCUGAGAAACGAGUACUUCUUUGACAGAAACCGGCCCAGCUUCGAUGCCAUCCUCUAUUACUACCAGUCUGGGGGCCGGCUGAGAAGACCAGUGAAUGUCCCUUUGGAUAUGUUCUCAGAAGAAAUCAAAUUUUACGAGCUGGGGGUGGAUGCGAUGGAGAAGUUUCGGGAGGACGAGGGUUUCAUCAGGGAGGAAGAGCGCCCUUUGCCUGAGAAGGAGUUCCAGCGGCAGAUUUGGCUCCUCUUUGAGCACCCGGAGAGCUCAGGCCCAGCGAGAGGGAUCGCCAUUGUGUCUGUGAUGGUGAUCCUCAUUUCAAUAGUCAUAUUUUGUUUAGAGACUUUACCACAGCUGAAAGAGGACCCACGGGGUCGAAUGAUAACAGUUGGGAACACUACUGUUUAUUAUAAGCCAAAUAUCCUAACUGACCCCUUCUUCGUCGUUGAGACACUCUGUAUAAUCUGGUUCUCCUUUGAGUUGAUUGUACGCUUUCUGGCGUGCCCGAGCAAACCGGCCUUCUUCAAGAACAUGAUGAACAUGAUCGACAUAGUGGCCAUCAUCCCAUACUUCAUCACGCUCGGCACCGAGCUAGCCGAAGACCCAGAAAAAGAAGGAGUGGGGGAGCAGGCAACAUCUCUGGCCAUACUCAGGGUGAUCCGUCUGGUCAGGGUGUUCAGGAUCUUCAAGCUGUCGCGACACUCCAAAGGGCUGCAGAUUUUGGGACAGACCCUCAAGGCCAGCAUGCGAGAGCUGGGUUUGCUGAUCUUCUUUCUGUUCAUUGGGGUCAUCUUGUUCUCCAGCGCUGUCUACUUUGCUGAGGCAGAGGAGCAAGGAUCCUACUUUGGCAGCAUCCCAGAUGCAUUUUGGUGGGCUGUUGUGUCCAUGACAACUGUGGGCUAUGGGGACAUGGUCCCGGUCACUAUAGGAGGCAAGAUUGUAGGAUCUCUGUGCGCCAUCGCCGGAGUGUUGACGAUUGCGCUCCCGGUGCCCGUCAUUGUGUCCAACUUCAACUACUUCUACCACAGGGAGACCGAAGGAGAAGAGCAGGCCCAGCUGCUCAAUGUCAGCAAUCCCAACAUCCCCUCUGAAACCAACUCCAGCCGCCGCAGUUCAUCCACCGUCAGCAAGUCAGAGUACAUGGAGAUUGAUGGAGACAUAAACAAUAGCAUCGAUAACUUUAGGGAGGCGAACCUCAGAACUGGCAAUUGCACUAUAGCCAACCAAAACUGUGUAAAUAAAAGCAAGCUGCUUACAGAUGUUUAGACACUAGUUAGGAACUUUGGGAUCUCUGUGGAACUGUCAUACUGUAUGUGGAGUAGACCAUCAGUUAGGAAUGCUUCAUUUACCUCCCCAAAGCGCCCGAUGGCAUUAGGCCUUGCUCCGCUACAUGGAAAGAAAUCAGAAAAAUCCAAACAAAGCUCUCAGAGUAUGUGACAAGUAGAUAGAAUAAUUAAUUCUUCGGAUCCUACAAACAUAUAGUUACAUCAAAAACUAUUCCGCGUACACACGGCUCCCCGGAAGACGCAGAGCAAACACUGUCUCAUCGGACGAUGGAGUGAUGAUUCAAAUCUUAUGCAUGGAGUACGGAUAGCAUUUCAGCAAGUUGCACAAUGCACCAGAAAAAGUCUGCAGAGACAUGCAAGCACCUGCAGCCCAGUGGUAAGAAGUUAGGUGACCCCUCACCCUGCCCCCCCCCCCCAACACCCCUCUGCUCCCUCCUCUUUCCCUACUAAGGAUAUCUACUAUUCAGCAAAGCACCUUAUAGGAGGAAGUCUGAUCUCUCUGGUUUGGAUGUAAACAGACGCUGAUCUACUCGCUUCACGGACAUCCGCGAUGCUGCUGUUUCCCAGCAGAUGCGUGUAAUUGUGAAAUCAUCAAGUGAUUCAAUGCCAUGCCCUUUAGACGCAACACAGCACAAUGUUAACGUGAGCUUCACAUGAGCAUGAUUAGAGACUUUCCAUUUUGAUAUUGGCAUGCACGAGACAUAUCUCACAUAAUGGAAAGGAUGUUAUUUUGAAUACCUGCCUCCAUCCCUUCUUCCCCUCUCAUCUGUUUUCAUACAAGUGCACUGGGUGAGUUUUUAAUUUGAAAUGCUAAUCAUUUAAAAGUAUAGAAAUUGAAUGUUAAAUCUUAAGGGAACAGUACAUAAUUGAGAUCAUAGCAUGAGAAAAGUAACCUGCAUUAUGGUCUAUCGACUAAGGUACAUUUGUAUCCUGGUAUAUUUAAUGCAUGACAUGAGUAUUCAGCUUUUUGCAAUUCAGGCACUCUGCAGUGCCCUAUUGUCAGGGAAGCAAAGGGAAUUUAAUUCUGGAUGUUUCCAAACUAUGAUCAAAUAUAUCCAAACCCACCUUGAGGAUGCAGAGUUUAUUAUUUAAAAGUAGUCAAACGGAACAAAUACUAUCAAAAAUGCGUAUAAUUAUAAUAAGCACCAAUUACAGUAUUACGUCAAUAGUGCAGUGCAUGGACCUUUGAACAAGAAAAGUUAACAUAUCAUUACUCAUGCUUCCAUUUCAUAUCACAUUUGACUACAACUUGGUUCGAAAUCCACUAAAAGUGGAUCACUACCAAGUUUAACUUCAUAUUACAGAGAAUUAUUCUGAAAUUAGUUGCUAGUGCCUUUAUCCCUUUCACCAACAGGACAAGUGAAAGUGCCUCCGUGUACAAUGGGAUGUGAGGUUGGGUCGGUUAACCCUCUAUUGUAGUGUUAAUACACUGUUGGUUAUGAUGUUAAUGUGCCACAUGAACUAGGUUGAUACAACAGUUGAUUGUGGUAAAAAAAAAAAAAAACUAACAAAAGAGAAAAGAUGAUCCAUGGCUGUUAUGCACAACCCAGUCUUCAUGCCCUCACGCACUUAAUCUUUCUCUUAAGCAGCAAUGUAUUGUACUCUGCAUGUUUACCAAUCCAAUUUAAAAGAGAAUUUCCAAAUGUUUUAAAGAGAUUUCAUUUAUGUCUUUGCUUUUUGUUUGUGCACCAUGCAUCCUUUCAGGGUCUCUACCUCAGUCAGGUCAUUGCAAACUUGCUGCAGAGCUGCAAGCUUCAAUGCAGGGCUUCCUAUAACCAUAAUGCAAAAUGGAACCUUAAGUGUAAACUGCAGACACGCAACAUUGAAUGUGAGAGUCCCAAAGCAUAGCCUUGACACAAGCACUUAGGACAAGUAGUGUACCAGAAUCCUGCUCCUUCAGUUCACUUAAAGCUACGCACAAUCAGAACAUUCAUAUGUAGAGGCUUUGUAGAGAUGCUUGACUCUCCUAUUGACUGUUUUAUAUUUGGUUUAUUUGAAAACUAUGGUAUCUAAAGGUGCUGUUGUGUCCCCUGAAUGUGUUCCAACAGACAUGAGAAUAAGACAGUGGAAGAGUUUGUUGUUUUUUAAUCUGUCAUCCUGCAAUCCUCGGGCAUUAUGAUGCACGGCAAAGUGCAGCCCGGCUUUUGCACAAUAAUUUUGUUUUUGAUGCUUGAACCAUACAUAGUGCAUUGUUUCUCAGCAUAUGGUUUCAGACUAACUCCAAAUAGGUUUGUAAAAAUUGUAAUGACUACUUGAAAAUCUCCAGCUACUGUACAUUAAUCUACGCUCACUAUUGAGAUGAAUGCACCCAAACAAUACUAAGAUUUUUAUAAUGAACUGUAUGCUAUUUUUAUUUCUUUAGCAAUCUCUUGACGAAGUCCUGUAAAAAGAAGAAGUGCCACCACAGUACUUCUUGAAUGUCAUAAAGUUGUUUCUGUUGGUGCGAUGGCUAUUGUUUGUGGUGCUUGUACAGGACUAGCAUUGUUGUCUUGUAACCACCACAUGUUUUCUUGCACUUUUUCCAUUCUCCUGUUGGGUUAUUAGUGGCUGGUUGGUUGGUUUUGGGCAAUGCCAUUUUAUUUGGUUGAUCUUUGUACUGUACUGCUGAAGAGUGUCUGCCUCAGGCAAGGGAAGGAUUCAACAGCCUUGCUAGAUGUCAGACACUUUUGAUUAGAGCAAAAAAAAGAUGCACAUUUGUGUCAGGGAGCUUCAUAUACAGAAGGACAUAAAUACCACCCAAUACCAUAUAUGAUAUUACUUUAUAUAGAUACAAGGGACUUCUAGUAGUCGUAUUAAUGCAGCUGGAAAUGCUCCAAGAAACUGUUGGCUUUGUUCACAAGUUUCUUGUACAAGUGAUGCUUGAAAGUAGUGAUGUGUGUAACAUGUCCUGCGGAGAACAGCUGAAAGUGAGGUGAAGAAAAUACAAAUGACACCCCUCACAUCAGCAGUGCUGUGAGGGCGUGUGUGAAAGGUGCUAUGCAUUCAAUUAGCCAACAGAAUCAUGCAUUCUCAACAGCAAUAGAAUAACAGACACUGAACCGAACUGUUUCUUAGAUGCUUUUUGUAAAAAAAACAACAACAACAACAACCACACAAGAAAAUAAUCUAUUUUGAAUGUGGGGGAAACUGCGAUGACUUGAUAGAUAACUUGAUAUAAAAACAGGGCUGUUUAUGUACCAACCGAUUACCCUCCGUUCUGUGGUUUUGUAAAGUCAGUGGAGUCAAACGUAGGGGCGAGAGAAAAUCGUGAAAAGUCCAAAUAUAGGCAUCGUAAUAGUGGCAGUCCCCAUUAACCACCCAGGUCGGAGUAGAAGGGUUCAGACGAACGUAUAACACAGUCCCAUCAGCUGCGUGAGAGAAAGUAUGAGAAGGGGCCUAAAUUAUUUUACAUAUUCAUUUGUUGAGCUUACUGUUAGAUGUUAAUGCUUCUGCAAACAAACAUGAGUGAGAAGAUUUAAAAAAAGAUGACGACAUUAACAUAAUUAAACAAUAAGAAAAAAACAGAAAUGUCAUGAGAACAAAAUGCAAUUUAGCUACAAUAAGAUAGAAACAAGUAUCCACUAUAUACAGCAAUUACGUAUGACAAACAAUUUUAAUGUGUUUUAAUUUUCUCCAUUUUUGGGUGACACUAACGUGACUGAUUUAGGAAGAACAUGCCAUAUACCAGAAUGUCAAAGACAAUAUGUCCCUUUGGCAAGCCAUGAAAUGAAACUACUGUUUCAUUUGCUAUACACUAAAUGAUAUGGACAAGAAGUGUACUAUUUUAGAAGCAAACUUUUUGUUUGUCUUUUUGGUUUUAAGAAAAAGGAUUCAUUGAAACACCAUGUUUUCAUUUUUUUUUCAAUCUCCCCUGCUGAACCUGCUGCAAAAUGUAUCUACAGAAACCUACUAAUCAAAAAAAACUGCAUGGUCGAUGGAAGACUGCAUGAGUUUUGCCUUUCAAACUGUGGAUCAACUAUAAUACGGUUGCCUCAUUUAAAAAAAAAGAAACCCUUGCUGUCAUCUGCACCAAGGCUUCCUGCAAGGUCCUGUUCAAAAGUGGUCGAGAAGCGUGUCCUCUGCUGGAUUUCUUAAAAGCACCUUAGCGCUGACCUUUUCACUAAAGACGGCGUCGGGCAUCCGAGCCGCGCUCAGCGCCGGCGUGCGAUUGUUGGGUUGCGUUCGCUAGGCUCUGAAUGUGAGCGAGGACAUUAAGGGCUAGUUUCUCAAACUCUAUCUCUAUUUUUGGACUGAAAUGCUCUUUCGAGUGACAUUUUGCCCCAUUCCUAGACUGUAGUGAUACGGUGUGAAACAUGCCCAUCAUGUCUACACAGGGCCACACACACUCCUCUGUGCUACAUUGGUUUCAAGGCAUUCUUGUUUGCUAAAGGCGUUGAUGUUGGACAGCUUUCUGUCUGCUGAGGAGGCGCUGAACAGGAUCAAAUGUUGGGGUGUUGCGUACCUGGUUCGCCAAAGGCCAGGGGAAGAUUGUGACUGUGUUAGAAGUGUGACGAGAAUGCACAUUUAAUCGCUUGUGGGGUUUUGGAGCAAAGCGCAAAAAGGACUGCUGAACUCUUCCGCUCUUCUUUUCAUCCAAACUCUGAUUGUGUUAUCUAAUCCAGCCAUCAUUGUCAUGUUGUGUUUACCAAGGAUUAUGCUGCAAUGUGCUCAGUCUGUCAGAUGAUGACAAAGGCAUGGUCUGUGAUCUAUGCAAGGGUUAUUUUGUUUUAUCUUAUGUCACUUAUGAUUUCAUCUUACAUUAACUUCAAUAAAUUUUUAAGGAUCUG
Messenger RNA from Gasterosteus aculeatus aculeatus (three-spined stickleback), 7132 nucleotides. Its product is annotated as potassium voltage-gated channel subfamily A member 1. Gene Ontology annotation, molecular function: protein binding; delayed rectifier potassium channel activity. Gene Ontology annotation, biological process: action potential; protein homooligomerization; potassium ion transmembrane transport. Gene Ontology annotation, cellular component: dendrite; neuronal cell body; paranode region of axon. The record is from RefSeq and is a predicted model, not a curated record. NCBI's taxonomy places the organism in Eukaryota, Metazoa, Chordata, Actinopteri, Perciformes, Gasterosteidae.